GGCUCUGACGAUUGUAAGUCGAAAUCGAAGACAUAGACAGACUUCUCUCUCUCUCUCUGCUAUUCCCUCUUUCUUUGUUUCCUUCCUUUUAUUAUAAGGUCAGUUUCUAACCAAAAACAUAUUCAUUAAUCUUUUCGAAAACACAUAAAAUCCUCUCUUUUAUGAGAAUCUCUUUGAUUUUCUCUUCUUUUCUAUUCUUCUUUUACGCUGACACAACCCCCCCAGAACAAAUAACCAAAGAAAAAAUGUAACUUUUGCAUUUCAAACCCCAACUAACAAACCAAAUUAGCUCAAUUAUGACAUGGGUCAUCUUCCAUUCUUCCCCAUAGAUCUCUUUCUCAUCGGUUUUCCCUUUUUCCCUUUCAGGGUAUCUAAGAUCUUGUUUACUUGAGUAUCAUUUGUGUCUCUAAAAGCUGUUCGAGAUUUAUUUCAAAGUUCAACCGUGAUGGAUCAGCAAGGGCAUGGCCAGCCUCCAUCCAUGGGAGCGGUUGGCAGCGGAGGUCAGAUAGCAUAUGGUAGCAAUCUGUACCAUCCCAACCAAAUGUCUGUAGGUCCAACUUCGGGAUCUGUUGUUACAUCAGUCGGAGGCAUUCAGUCUACGAGUCAACCUGGUGGAGCACAGCUUGCUCAACAUCAACUUGCUUAUCAACAUAUCCACCAGCAGCAGCAACAACAGCUUCAACAACAGCUCCAGACUUUUUGGGUAAAUCAAUACCAAGAGAUUGAGAAGGUAACAGACUUCAAGAACCAUAGUCUUCCCUUAGCAAGGAUCAAGAAGAUCAUGAAGGCUGAUGAGGAUGUACGAAUGAUAUCAGCUGAGGCACCUGUUUUAUUUGCUAGGGCAUGUGAAAUGUUCAUCCUGGAAUUGACUUUACGGUCUUGGAAUCACACCGAAGAGAACAAGCGCAGGACACUUCAAAAGAAUGAUAUUGCUGCAGCUAUCACAAGAACUGACAUUUUCGACUUUCUGGUUGAUAUAGUGCCGAGGGAGGAUUUGAAAGAUGAAGUACUCACGUCGAUUCCAAGAGGAUCAAUGACAGUUGGGGGACCUGGAGAUACACUUCCUUACUACAUGCCAUCUCAGCAUGCACCUCAGGUUGGGGCACCUGGAAUGAUCAUGGGUAAGCCAGUUAUGGACCCAGCUAUGUAUGCUCCACAAUCACACCCUUAUAUGGCUCCACAAAUGUGGCAGCAUGCACAAGAUCAAGCCCCUCCUGAUCAAUAAUAGCUUGCUGCAUGGAGGUGAAGGCGAACCGUACGUCUUUCUUUGUUCCUUUUGUUACAUCUCUUUUAUUCAAAAUGAAAGUUCUGUGGUGGUAUAUAUAUAAUGCUUUUUUUGGUCUACUAUCUUCUAGUAGAUUUCACGUUUCUGAGGUUGUGUUUAUUCAGAAUUCAGAUUCAUUUCAGUCUUCGUGAUGCAUAUUUUGUUGAAAACAUUGGCUGUAAAGUGCAUUAUGAGUGUAUUAUCUCAAUCAUAUACGCAGCUUACAAUUUCCCUCUGAGUUGGAGCUUUAAAUAAACUCUAGUUCCGUGUUCCAUUUAAUGUGAUUAUAUUUAGACGAGACAUUUGGACAGUAGGGUCAGGUUUGUAUACCAAAAGUUAUAUGUUUGGAGUGUCUAUUUCGUUUGUAAAGAUUGGAGUUGACAAUC
Messenger RNA from Cucumis sativus (cucumber), 1650 nucleotides. Its product is annotated as nuclear transcription factor Y subunit C-9. Gene Ontology annotation, cellular component: nucleus. Gene Ontology annotation, molecular function: DNA-binding transcription activator activity, RNA polymerase II-specific; protein heterodimerization activity; DNA binding. The transcript has 2 exons. The coding region runs from base 446 to 1225 and encodes 259 amino acids. The record is from RefSeq and is a predicted model, not a curated record. Lineage: Eukaryota; Viridiplantae; Streptophyta; Magnoliopsida; Cucurbitales; Cucurbitaceae. Gene Ontology annotation, biological process: regulation of DNA-templated transcription.